Molecule: messenger RNA, 379 nt
Organism: Staurois parvus
Lineage: Eukaryota; Metazoa; Chordata; Amphibia; Anura; Ranidae
Source: the annotation of a GenBank genome assembly
AUUCUCACUGCGCAUGCGCGGCUCAGGGAGCGCGCAGCGCAGCGAUCGCUGUCAUGUGAUCAGCUGUGUCCAAUCACAGCUGAUCACAUGGCACUGAUGAUCAGUGUGCCCUGAUGAUCAGUGUGGCCCCAGAAGUGACACCUGGCAGUGCCCAUCAGUGCCACCGGCCAGUGCCCAUCAGUGCUACAUCAAUGCCACAUAUCAGUGCAUACCAGUGCACAUCAAUGGCACAUAUCAGUGCCCAUCUGAGCUGCCUUUCAAUGUCACCCAUCAGUGCCAGUCAGUGCCACCUAUCAAUGCCAAUCAGUGCCACCUAUCAGUGCUGCUAAUCAGUGUCACCUAUCAGUGCCUGUCAGUGUUGCUUAUCAGUGCCGCCUAA